GAAAAUUAAAUCUUUCCACACAUGUAAAUUUAUAAUUCUGACACCUUCAAUUGUAAUAAACUCCCAUACCGCGAAUUCCUCGUCCGAGCAGAAAGACAAUACAACCACUUCUCAACAUUACAACCAUUAAACAAUAUCGGCAACAUGGCUCGUGGAAAAUGGAUCGAUAAGAAAAAUGCGACACAUUUUCAACUUGUUCAUCGUCCCCAAAACGAUCCGUUAAUCCACGAUGAAUCGGCUUCGUCCAUGGUCUUAAACCCCACCAGUGCACCCAAUCCGAAUAAAGUCAAGAAACUCGAUGAUUUAACCGCAGAGCUUGGUUCCGGUAUUGCGCAUGUCAGAGACAACGAAGGUGAAGCCGCAAACUAUGGUGUAUACUACGAUGAUACCGAAUAUGAUUACAUGCAACAUAUGCGCGACUUGGGUCGUGGAGGUGGUGAAUCAACUUUUGUCGAAGCUACUGGUCCAAAGAAUAAGAACAAGGGCAAGGGAAAGCAAUCUUUGGAAGAGGCGCUCAAGAAUGCAAGUUUGGAAGACAAAGCUGGAGCCGUUCUUGAUGAUGAGAUCUUACCAUCCAAGAACCUUCGCAAGGUUACCUACCAAGCACAACAAAAUGUCCCUGAUGCUUUAGCUGGCUUCCAACCCGAUAUGGAUCCAAGAUUGAGGGAAGUUUUGGAGGCUUUAGAAGACGAGGCUUACGUAGACGAUGACGAUGAAAUUUUCGGAAAAUUGGCUGAGGAUGGUGAGGAAUUAGAUGAAUAUGAAUUUGAUGAAACUUGGGAUGAUGAAGAUGGAUGGGAAUCGGACGCCACUGCAAAGCCUACGCAAGAAUAUAAGGACGCGCCUGCUACAACUCAAGAUAUCGACGAUGAUGAACGAGAGGAUCACGGCGACGGGGACUGGAUGGCAAACUUCAGUAAAUUCAAGAAGGAUCAAAAGUCCAGUAAGGCCCAAGCUACGCCUUCACAAGCAGAUUUACAGUCAUCUAUAUUCACCACCACAACAAAUGGCGGCAGACGCAAGAAGAGAAAGGGUGCUUUAACUAAUCCUUCCGCGUACUCCAUGACAUCAUCUUCACUAUUCAGAACCGAAGGUCUUACUACACUUGAUCAACGAUUUGAGAAAAUUGAGGAACAAUAUAACGAGGAUUUCGAUGAUAUGGCGUCCGUCUCGAUGGCUUCAUCUUCCGUUUCCACUGUAGAUGGUGAUGUUCGUCAAGACUUCGAUGGCAUUCUGGAUGAUUUCCUGGGCACUCAUUCCAUGAGUGGUAAGAAGAACGUCAAGAAGAUGAAAUACCAAACCGGUAUGGAGCAAUUGGAUGAGGUUAGAAUGGGUCUUGGUCCAGCACGCUUCACUAGCUUCGGUAGUCGCGCCAGUCGCGCCAGUCGCACUCAAAGGGCGUAAUGGUGAGGGCAUCUAAAAACAAGGAGUUGUGGGUUGGUACCUGGUUCACAUGGUGCAGGGAGUUCAGGUAAAGGCUUUGAAAAAUUAGGAAUUCCCCAAGGUUAUGACAUCUAAGAAUAAAAGCGGUAUCAUGGCGUAUAUUGGGGGCUUCAUCUAGGACUUAUCAGGCUAUCAUAGAAUAGAAAUAUAUAUCUACAUCUUUCCACAAACUAUACGUGUGUGUACCUUUGUAUAGUUACCAGCACUGGUUUUUAAAAACUGAUCACAUUUAUGGCAUUGGAAUACUGUUCGAAUCCAUUUCCGAUCUCUGAAAAUGCAUUACUCAGCCUUUGUGGUAUUGUUGAAAUCCAAUUUCGUACUGCA
Molecule: messenger RNA, 1767 nt
Organism: Botrytis cinerea B05.10
Lineage: Eukaryota; Fungi; Ascomycota; Leotiomycetes; Helotiales; Sclerotiniaceae
Gene: Bcltv1
Product: Bcltv1
Exons: 1
Coding region: 145-1404 (419 amino acids)
Biological process (GO): ribosomal small subunit export from nucleus; ribosomal small subunit biogenesis
Cellular component (GO): preribosome, small subunit precursor; cytosol; nucleus
Source: RefSeq, a predicted model, not a curated record